CGCGUGCCAUAUCGAGGGUUUAUAUGCAACUGUAUAGAGUAAAGUGCUACGGCGAACCUGUAUCGGCGCGUUUCACUGGUGCGCCACACGCACUUAAUAGUCUUGUGAACAUAUCAAGACAUAUUCUUGUCCUGUUCCUUUAAAAAGCAAGCAGCCCACGCCUCGACAAAAGCGGAUGGUUCCGGCUUGCAUCUCUUCUUUUUUUUUUUUUUAAUGCUCGCGCGCCACAUGAAAAUAGUGUCGAAGCACUUGUCUUGUGUCCUACGCAGUCGUUUUGCUUUGACGUUCAGCCAUAGGUGGAAGGACGGCGCCCGGGGCCGGGGGAGUGCGCCAUGCGAGGCCGCCUGCGAGGCACCGCGGCCGGCUGAGGAAGCUCUGUCAGCGGAGCAGCCGUUCGCCAUCAUUCGCUCCUCCGAGCCAGCGGACCACCUGAACCCAAAGUGCCGUUUCUUGCUUCAAGACUCAUCUCCAGGCCUCCUUUUCAUCAUUCUUUUGAUUUAUUAUUUUUUUGUGUUGCCAUCUUGAUGGACGAAGGAGAGCGCGUUUUGGCUGAGGAGGCGUGCGUGAGCGCUGGCCAGCCGCAGCUCGCUGCAAUGUCUUCCCCCUGAGCCUGACGCCGUCUCCUCCCCGGAGCCGGGAUGCCGGUGCAGGCCGCGCAGUGGACGGACUUCCUGUCCUGUCCCAUCUGCUACAACGAGUUCAACGGUAGCGGCCAGCAGCCCGUCAGCCUGGGCUGCUCGCACACGGUGUGCCGCACCUGCCUGCACAAGCUGCACCGCAAAGCCUGCCCCUUCGACCAGACGCCCAUCAGCACGGAUAUCGACCUGCUGCCCGUCAACUGUGCCCUGCUGCAGCUGCUCGGAGCUCAGGUUCCGGACGUGCAGCCAGUUAGCCUGAGCAGUGCGACAGAUGUUGGACACUAUGAGGCCUGCAGGGCGUGUGUGGAAGAGCUGGCGCUAUACCUCAAACCAAUUAGCGGCACGAAAGGCGUGGCCACGCCUCCGAGUCCGAGCGCACUCAGCCGUCCCAUGCAGAGGAAGCUGGUGACGCUGGUCAACUGCCAGCUGGUGGAGGAGGAAGGCCGCCUGCGGGCCGUACGAGCGGGACGCUCGCUGGGGGAGCGGACGGUGACCGAGCUCAUCCUGCUUCACCAGAACCCCCAGCAGCUGUCCGCCAACCUCUGGGCUGCGGUGAGGGCGCGGGGAUGCCAAUUCCUGGGGCCUGCCAUGCAGGAGGAUGCACUGAAGCUUGUGCUGUUGGCUCUGGAGGACGGUUCGGCACUGUCCAGGAAGGUGCUGGUGUUGUUUGUUGUGCAAAAGUUGGAGGGGCGCUUCCCUCAGGCUUCCAAAACAAGCAUUGGCCAUGUGGUGCAGCUCCUCUACAGGGCCUCCUGCUUCAAGGUAACCAAGCGAGAUGAAGACUCCUCACUGAUGCAGCUGAAGGAGGAAUUCCGCACGUACGAAGCUCUGAGGAGAGAACACGACGCUCAAAUUGUGCACAUCGCCAUGGAAGCUGGCCUCCGCAUCUCGCCCGAGCAGUGGUCUUCUCUGCUGUACGGGGACCUGGUCCACAAGUCGCACAUGCAGUCCAUCAUUGACAAGUUACAGUCUCCAGAGUCGUUUGCAAAGAGUGUCCAGGAGCUGACCAUCGUCCUGCAGAGGACAGGAGACCCGGCCAACCUCACCAGUCUCAGAGCUCACCUGGAGCUGCUGGCCAACAUAGACCACAAUACAGACGAUGCAGCACCAUCCUGGGAAGAGCUGGAAAAUGUGACGUUGGCUGUGAAGUUGGUGGUUCAUGGCCUGGUAGAAUUCAUCCAAAACUUCAGUAAGAAAGGCCACGACACCCCGCAGCCUCAGGUGAACAGCAAGUAUAAGACCAGCAUGUGCAGGGAUCUUCGUCAUCAGGGAGGUUGUCUGAGAGGAAGUAACUGCACAUUUGCACACACGCAGGAUGAACUCGACAAAUUUCGCCUGAAGAACAAGAAGAGCGGAAGUCUUGGCCGUGCAUUCCCUCCAUCCGGUGGUAAAACCUUCACGGCGGAGGGCGGCAUCCACACUGACGGUGCCGCGGGAGUCGGAGAGGACACCCUGAAGGAAGGUGGCCCUCACCCGCAACUCGUCUCCAGAGGAGCUGAGCCCAUGGACGACAUUGCGAGAGUCGUGCCCAGCGAAUCCGUCGGGGCAAGUGGGUCCAGUAUGACCUUCCUGGGUUCAGCUGAACCGAAGCCAGCGUCCCCUCCCGGAACUCCCGUCAGCCACUCCGCAGCGUCGUUUCCUUUGACUGCCAUGGGACGGGUGACUGAUGGUGGCGGGGGCUCAGUGUCCAAACACGGUGGUCCCCUCAUGCUACGAGUGCCUCAUCCUUCUCAGGCCUCGGAGAUGUUCUACCAGGAGCAACAAUCUGCGUACGACACGGCCCGCUACCAGCCAAACUCAGGUUCCUACUGCCCAUCAACUCUCCACCCUCCACACAAACCCUGCAUGGCUCGCUUUCUCAGAUCUUCCAACGUCCCAGAAUCCUCUUUGCCGCCGUCCCCCUUUCCCGGCGAGCCUCAGAUAGCCCAUCAAAACCCCUCCUCUCCUUCCGCGGGAUAUCCACCGCAUCCGCCGAGAGAGCGCAUGGGAACCGCCGUCUUCCACCACCACCCGGGGCAGCCUCCGUAUGGACCCCUGGCUUCUGCCCACGGGGUUUAUGCACCGCUUUACGACAGCAGAAGAGUGUGGAGACCUCAGCUGUACCAUCGAGAGGACGCCAGGAGUAAUUCGUUGCCUCCGGAGGUGCUGCAUUCCUCCGUCUACCAGCCUCCACUCAGGGAGAGAUUCAACUCGCUAGACAGCAACUUCUGCUCCGGAUCCGAGCACCGUGCGGCGCUGCACAGGGAGUACGGCCGUGUCCCCGUGGUCUACGACGACCUAUUCCGACGUAAGCAAGAGCAGUGGGCGCAUCACCACCACCAUCAUCAUCAUCAUCAUCACAGCGCCAGCAGGCCCUCGCAGCCUUCAGCCAUUUUCAACGUGGACUUCGGACCCGAGCAUGUGGAGACCGGUGCAGGUCAGUGUAUGGGGUGCCGCUUCAGAGGCGAGGAGAGCCUGGCGCGCUACUCGCCGUGGUCCUGCGGCUCGACCGUUGGCCCCUGUCUCAGCCCCUUUGAACCUGAGGCACUCACACCAACGGCGUCUCACUCCGCCUUGGAGCAGUCGCAGUUGGACGGGUGCAGCAGCGGCAGCGGCGCAGGUGUUAGCAGCGACGGCAGCGUCACUUGCGGCGGCGUCCCAAAGUGCUGGCUUCACUCGUCGGAUCACUACAGGCGACUGAAAGAAGAGGAUCCCAUCAUUCCCUUCAGCGAGGGGCCCAUUAUCUCCAAGUGGGGGGCCAUAUCCAGGGCGUCUCGCUCGGGCUAUCACACCACCGAUCCCGUCCAGUCCACCGCUUGCCAGGCUGGCGCCAGCACCACGCCCGUCAACUUUAAAGAUUAUAACUGCCCCUUGGAUCGCAGCGAGUAUCGAUGGUGCUCAAGGGGAUCCGAUUCUUCCAGCCACUCCAGCUUCCGAGAAAGCCACCAGACAACCUUCAGCCAAGAUCGGGACUGUGACAAGAGCGAGCCGGGCCCCGAACGAGACAUUGAGCUUGAGCUGCGCGCUCUGGACAUGGAGGACUCGGAGCCACAGGACACCGCGUCUCAGGAUUCUUUGGAGCUGGCCGCGCCAUACUCCGAAGAUGCUUCUCACCUCCUGGCACCGACUUGCUCUUCUCCGUUGCUGUCAUCCCCGCUCAAGGAACACCACGCUGAGGACACUUCAACGGAUAAAAUGGACGCUUACCUGCUGAAAAAGAUGGCCUUCAGGAAGUCGCUGUCACCCAUAGGCUUGGUCUCGGGAGGUCUGGCCGUCGGCAAGCUGGUGCUGCGGACGGGAACGCCUCUGCCCGGCGGCGACUCCUCCCCUCGCUCUUGUCCAGAAGCGCCCGGGACGGAGAUGCUACUUAGUGGAAGCUAAGGGAUAUUUCAUAUCACAACAACAUCACCCUCCACACGCACUUUGACAUCAAAUGAUAUAGUUUACAUAAAAUUCAUUCUGUUGUGGUUUUAACACAGCAGGACCCCCAAGCGCCCCCACCCCCCCACCCCCAUGUGAAGGUGAGAAUGACUAAUUUAUAAAUGUCUGGGUGUGGUUUUUGUUCUAUGAGUUUAAAACGAUUGCGCAUACUUUUUUGUAUUGCUCGUGCCUUGGAAAAACAUCUGUCUUUUUCUAUGACGCAUGAAUACUUUAUUCGUCUUGCGAUGGGCAAAUUUGCGACAUUUCAGCGGCAAUAGUGGACGCAAGAAAGGGAAAAAAAGAAGAUAUCGCGUGCGACGGAAGAAAAUGUACCAAUUUUGCAUGCUGAAACACAAUAACGCAGUUCUACUAUUUCUACCACUUUGACUUCUACUUCUAACAAUAAUUUAUUACUGGUUUCACAUACAGUGGCACCACCAAAGUCCGAAUUAUUUUCCCAUAGGAAAUAAUGUAAAAUGAGCUCAAAUUGUGCAACAAAAACAAAUUCCUGACAGGCGCAUUGAGAGGCAGCGGGUCUUAAAGGUACCACAUAUAGUACUUCCUUUAUGCUUAUAUUGGAGUGAGGGGCCAGACUUUUCCUGGUUAUUGUCACACUUUUCAAAUGGGGAAAGGAAAAAAAAAUUUGAACAAAUUCGUUUUUCCUAAAGUGACCCCAAAUACACACAAAUGGGUUAAAAAUGUCACUCCUUUACACAGAUGAUGCAAUGUUGCUGGACACUGAGUAAAAUUUCUGGUUUACCACUCUGUGUUAAAUCGCGGAAAAGGCUGCUAAUGGCAGUAAAAGAGUCAAAAGCAUAUGAGACAUAACCCUACGGUAGUUUGUGUGGUUGCGUAAGGAGCACAAGUCGAACAGAGCACUUGCAAAAAAAAACCCCCCAAAAAAGCACCUUCCCCUGACAAUGUUGAUUAAGAUUAUUCAUUCAUUUACAAUUGUCAGGCAGGCUAUUAGAUUGUUUGGAAAAGAUCUGUAAUUAAUAACUUGACACGGGCGAUGACGAAGCUAUUUUAAAAUGACCCGGAACAUACUUUAGAUGUCGUCCUGGAAAAUGAAUGGAAAAAAAAAAUCUGGAUUCAUUGUGGUCAUCUGAUGAUGCCAUCAGGCUCUAUGCAUCAAUCAAACAUGACACCACGCGUUUGGCGGUUAGCUUUGGAAUGUCAUCCCCAGCGGGAGCGGAUCACAAAUGUCUCGUCUGCGUGGUGACUCAAAACAAGGCUUUUCUUCUACAUGUCAUAUGAUGCUUUGAACUGAGGCCACCAAGGAAUGGCCGAUGGUGCCGUCAUGAGGUCCCAUGACUUUUGCGCCGUUAUUCAUUGCUGCAGGUGACACCAGAAAACACGUUAUCAAACUAGAGUCAAUUAAAGGUUGCGAUCCUUGCCAUUUGUUGUACUCACAAAAUAUGAUAUUAACCCUCUGGUGCAUGGAUUAUGAAAGCCUGAAUUAAUGUUUUUGUUUCUUUCUUUCUAGUGCAUAAGAAAAACAAAAUUGUGAUUCUUCAAACUUUUUUGAGUGUGCCGGAUAAGUAUUAUACAACAACAUCCCGCAGUAUCUCAACACCCGCAUCAUCGAAAUGUCUCUGAAUGUUUCUUUCAAAUAAAGGGGAGCCGCAAAGAGCAUUUCAAAACCCCGUUAGGAAUUUCCACCGUAUAAAUCAUUGUAUGUAGAAGAAAAUGGCUCUUAAAAUCCUGUGCACUGUAGUAACCGCGAUGCACCAGAGACUGGGGUGCGCAACCUAAAGCCUGUGGGCCAUAUAUGGUCCCUUAAAGCAAAUAUAACUAGAACUCAAACCUAAGAAGCUCUGUCAUGAAAGCCCCCCUGCUAACAUUGAAUCUACCUGCAUGGUAGUCGUUCUGUUCCCUUCUGGUCUUUGUUUUGUUUGUGCAUUUUGUGCAGCCGCUAACUUCUGUGAAGUUGUUUGUCCGAGUAUUUCGUAUCAGGACUGCAAUCACGAUAUUUGAAAACGUUCACGGUGUCGUAAAUAUAAAACCUGGCGAUGUGCAUACAUAUCCUCUGUACUGUAUAUGCAUAUCCUAGUCAUAUUUUGUUAUGGCAUAUGAGAACCGCUUGGGAAAUGAAUAUUUUGUACGCUUUUUGUAUGUCAACCAAGUUCAGCUCUGUGAGCCACCGUUGCGCCGCAUCUGUUGACAACACUUUUCAAGUCAUCUCAAGUGCCAUCGAAUGAACGAUUAGCAAGAACUGUGAGAUAAUAUUUUUGUUAUCAAACUUAACCUGAGGUUUCCCCAGUAAAGAAUUUUGUUGCUCCGCAAUUAUCGUCAUGCCAUUAAAUUAUCUGUGCAAGUACCGUGUUUCCUCAGAUAGCGGCCCAAGGCAAUGUGGUACUUAACUGUGAACGUUCAAACUGUGCAUAAUGUUACAGUGACUUGCAAGAGCAUGCUACUUGUUUGCUCAUUCAUACUGAUUAUUAUUCUUAGAAUUAUUAUUAGUUGUUGUGAUUGUAUUCAUGGUUUGGGUUCUAAGAACUUGUGCGUCUUAACUCUUGAUAUUAUAUGGGGGGGAGGGGGGGGGGAUAUUUGUUAAAUGUGAAACAUAAACAGAUGAACUGAUGUUUUCCUGUUACUCAUGUCUGUAUUAGACGCUUUAUUCGCAAAUCUGUUGUUUGGUUGAAACUAUUGAAGAGAUGGUAUGCAUCCAUCCUUGUAUCUACUCCGGCGCCAUCUAUCGAUGGAUUGCUCGGUUUAUUUAUCUGACCCGAUCAGAUUUGGUUGAAGGUUCGAGUCAGUGGGGCAGUUGUCUAAUGUUUCAGAAGGAAGAAAAUGAAAAUCCUUGAGAGACGGUAUAAUGUAACACGUCCCUUCAUUGAAAUAAUACAGUUAUGUAUUCCAUUUAUUUCCUUGGAAAUGCCACUUUACGAAAGUUUUCCUUUUUACGAAAUGCGAACGCUUGACGACACUAAAGUCUACGUGUUGAUGAAGAGUGACUUUUAAAUGAUUCAUUUCGACGGCCGGCGUGUGAGCAACUGGCUAUUGUGAGCGUGGCUGUGUGGGUUGUUUCUUUGUCUUUUCUUGCAUAUGACAGUGAUGUUAAGCAACAAAGUGCUUCUGUGUUGCACUGUGAGCUGAGACUGGAUGCAUGCAACAAUAAAGCAACUAAACUUCA
This is a messenger RNA of Hippocampus zosterae (dwarf seahorse), 7173 nucleotides long. It is a transcript of the gene rc3h2, whose product is annotated as ring finger and CCCH-type domains 2. The transcript is spliced from 20 exons. Lineage: Eukaryota; Metazoa; Chordata; Actinopteri; Syngnathiformes; Syngnathidae. Bases 639 to 3998 code for a protein of 1119 amino acids. Gene Ontology annotation, molecular function: metal ion binding. The record is from RefSeq and is a predicted model, not a curated record.